Erpetoichthys calabaricus (reedfish) is the source of this 2658-nucleotide messenger RNA. RefSeq names its product solute carrier family 22 member 5-like. The transcript is spliced from 11 exons. Gene Ontology annotation, biological process: transmembrane transport. NCBI's taxonomy places the organism in Eukaryota, Metazoa, Chordata, Cladistia, Polypteriformes, Polypteridae. The record is from RefSeq and is a predicted model, not a curated record. Bases 17 to 1618 code for a protein of 533 amino acids. Gene Ontology annotation, cellular component: membrane. Gene Ontology annotation, molecular function: transmembrane transporter activity.
CAAUUGCAGCGUGAAAAUGCAGGACUACGACAAACUCACGUCAUUCUUGGGUGACUGGGGUCCCUUCCAGAUGGCGAUCUUCUUUCUCCUUAGCCUGACCGCUGUCCCUAACGGCUACAUGGGGCUGUCCGUGGUAUUCCUGGCAGACACGCCACCACAUUUCUGCCGAGCGCGCUCUGGUAAUGGCAGCGGAUCGCCUAUUAAUGCCUCACUGAUCUCCUCAAAACUGAUAGAUGGGUCAUCAGCUCUCGGCAGCUGCACCCGACUAAAGUGGACAGGCGAAGGUCAGGUGAACGAAACGGAGGAAUGUCUGGACGGCUGGGAGUUUGGAAAAGAAAGAUACGCGUCCACUAUUGUAACCGAGUGGAAUCUGGUUUGCAGUGAAGCUUGGAAAGUUCCAGCCUGUACAUCUGUCUAUUUUUGUGGUGUUUUAGCAGGGUCCAUGUUGUCUGCACAAUUUUCAGACAGGUUUGGCAGAAAGAAAACGCUGUUUAUCACCCUGGCCAUGCAGACAGUUUGUAGCCUCAUUCAAGUAGCAUCUGUUAACUGGCUCAUGUUUUGCAUCCUUUUUUUCUUUGUUGGAUUUGCGCAAAUUUCUAAGUAUAUAUCUGCUUUUGUUUUGGGCAAUGAACUGUUGGUCAAAUCCAUACGAAUUACAUAUUCUACAUUAGGAGUAUGUGUGUUUUAUGCUUUAGGAUAUGCUGCUCUUCCCAUGUUUGCGUAUUUCAUUCGUGAUUGGAGGAUGCUGCUUUUAGCCCUGUCCUUACCAGGAGUUCUUUAUACGCCACUAUGGUGGCUGAUACCUGAAUCACCAAGAUGGCUCUUAUCCCAAGGAGAAAUGGAAGAAGCAAAGGCGAUUCUUCAUGCAGCUGCACAAAAAAAUGGAGUUACACCACCAGAAGUUAUAUUUACACCAGACGAAUUACAAGAAAACAUUAAGAAGACACAACGUUUGUACACCUACAUUGACCUCUUUAGAACAAGAAACAUCAGGUAUUUGACAGCCCUGGUUUGCCUCAUCUGGAUGGCAAAUACAAUUGGUUAUUAUGGUAUUUCCUUGAACACGUCAAACAUGAAUGGUGAUCCAUACAUCACUUGCUUCAUUUCGGCUGCUACAGAAAUAGCAGCUUACACGAUUGCCUGGGCAAUAUUGAAACAUGCUCCUCGCCGGUGUGUGUUAUCAAUCCUUCUGCUAUUGUCAGGAAGCUUGCUUCUGUUCAUUCAGUUUGUACCUUCUGAACUUCCAAUACUGACUAUCAUCCUGGCCAUGACUGGGAAGUUUGGACUCACAAUUUCCACGUCUGUUAUCUACGUUUAUUCAUCUGAACUCUUCCCUACAGUUGUUCGCAACAUGGGAAUGGGAGCUGCCUCCAUGUUCUCUGGUAUUGGUGGCAUUACUGCCCCAUAUUUUCCCUACUUUGGAGUCUACAAUAAAAUUGUGCCUUACAUAAUAAUGGGAUGUUUAACUCUGGCAAUGGGGUUUUCCAGCCUGCUGCUUCCUGAAACAGAAACUCUCCCUUUUCCAGAGAAAAUGGAAGAUGUUCAGCCACUUCGCUGGUGUUGGAAAGUGAAGAACAAGCAGAAAGCAACACGUGAAGCUGUUCACUCAGAGUGUUAAGUCACUCUAAAAAAGUUCUGCAGAACUGGAAAAUCUACAUUUUGUCCCCACCUGGGUUCUGUUCUGAAAUAAUUCACCAGUUUAUUCUAAUUAAGACAUUUUGAAAAUCUUAAUCUGUUUCUCUUUCUAAUGCAAUCACUAUGAAUACAAUACAUGUUUGUCUGUUCAGGGACAGACAGCCAGCUAUUUUUCUUUUCUCUACAUUUACCUGUUUCACAUUAUUAAGAAAAAAUUGAUUAUUUCUUGUAUUGUAAUGGUGAGGAAAAAGUAGUGUUCAGUCUGUAAGAGGGUAAAAUGUAAGUAUGUAUAAUCAUCCAUGUCCCAAAUUAGAAGAAUAUCUGGAGCAAAGGUCACUUGGCAGGAGAGUAAAGAGCUACAGAAGGGGAAAGGAGAUCAGUACGUCAGAGAGAAAGAGAAAGAUCAGGACAUGAGAGAGAGGCUAAUUUGGUGCUGUAGUGAAACAGAAAUGUCAGUGAUGCAACUUAACUAGUCAGUUAGGAAAUGGGCCAGUAUUUAGCAAGACCCAGUGGGACAGAAAAGCAAUGUUUUGUUGAGUUUGUUUUGCUUUUUGGUGGUGUUCAUAUACACAGCCCUCCCCUGUUUAUUUGGUCUAAUAUACCAAUUUUCCCACCAAUGAAUGGAUGAUUAGUCCAAAUUUGGCUCCUACCUUAACCCAUUAGUGCCAUAAUAGGCUUUGGUUCCUGUGACCCUGAACUGGCCUAAGCAGGUUUUGUAUUUGUUAUUAAAUAGCAGGGGUACCCAGUACUUCUAGUGAUGGAAUCAAGUACAAGUGAUGCCACUAAAUAAAUUCCCCAGGGGUAAAAAUGUUAGCUCUAAACCAAAAGUUCACUGUCUAAACCUACCACGGGGAAGAACUUUGCAUACCUGUGCCAAGUCCAAAAAUGCAUUCUGGGACACCUCCCUAAUAAACCACAGAUGAGGUCACUAAAAGUUUCCUAGGGGAAAAGUUUUAGAAGAAAACAUAGCCCAUGGUCUUCCCUGUACAAAUGGGGAAUCUGUGCAAAAUUUGGAGGAGAUAG